Vespa velutina is the source of this 3856-nucleotide messenger RNA. It is a transcript of the gene Mgat2, whose product is annotated as alpha-1,6-mannosyl-glycoprotein 2-beta-N-acetylglucosaminyltransferase. The coding region runs from base 515 to 2314 and encodes 599 amino acids. Gene Ontology annotation, molecular function: alpha-1,6-mannosylglycoprotein 2-beta-N-acetylglucosaminyltransferase activity. Gene Ontology annotation, cellular component: Golgi membrane; Golgi stack. Gene Ontology annotation, biological process: oligosaccharide biosynthetic process; protein N-linked glycosylation. Lineage: Eukaryota; Metazoa; Arthropoda; Insecta; Hymenoptera; Vespidae. The record is from RefSeq and is a predicted model, not a curated record. The transcript has 10 exons.
CGACGAACGUACAUCAUACGAUUUUACGCGUAUAUCUAUAUAUAUAUGUAUAUAUAUAUAUACAUAUAAAGAGAAAGAGAGAAAGAUAGAGAAAAGGAUAUAUAUAUAUAUAUAUAAAGAGAGAUAUAGAUAAUAUAAAUAUAACUAAUUUCCUCUGCUCUCUUUACAAAUUGAUUUUUAUUUGUUUACAUUUUUUCUCGUUUUCUUAUUCCUUUCUUUUUUUCUCACUUUUUUUCCUUUAUUACAUAACUUUCGUUCAUCGCGUUGCUCGAUCAUGAUCGAGCAACGCGACAUUUCUUGAACGUCCUCAAACAAAAAGAAUCAGAGGAAGAGAGAAAGAGAAAGAGAAAAAGAAAGAGAGAGAAAGAGAGAAGACAGUGCGUGCGAUCAAAGAGACGCGUGCCAAAUUAGAAACGCUCGCUUAUUCAUCGGACAACCCCAGAUUUUUCCAAAAUGGAGGACCAUCCAGCUGGCAUUUCUCCUUCCUCAAGAACAGUUACCUAAGGAUGACACGAUGAGAGGAAAACCAUACGAUUAUUCUAAGCAGAAAUACAGUAACACGAUACGUGGAAAAAGGUCGGGAGGGGUCACAACCGUUGGUGCGGCGAGGUCAGGUCGCGGUACUCUACAGAGGACACUCGUCCUUGUAUUUCUGGCGACGUUUCUCUGGCUGCAGAUUCAUGUGAUCAAUUUAACCGGCAGGGACACGUCUGGACAGUCUUCGGCUAACGAGACGCUCUUUGCGCUGGUCCCUCAGGAACUCCACAGGUUUCUGAAAGAGCGGCAUAAUGCGUCUUCGACAUCGGGCAAUGCAACUUCUGGCACUCUAACGGAUCUCGAAAUCGAGGAUAUACGUCGUAACAUCGAUCGUAUAAAUUCCGAGCAAAAGGUUUACAACGAGGAAGCGUUUGGUCCACUUGCCGGUGAUGCGCCUAUCAUCGUCGUACAGGUUCACGUUAGGCUGACCUACUUGAGACACCUGAUCGUCUCUCUGGCACAAGCAAGGGGCAUCGAACAGGCACUUCUUGUUUUUAGCCAUGACGUUUGGAACCCGGACAUCAAUUAUUUGGUCCAAAGCGUCGACUUUUGUCGUGUCAUGCAAAUAUUUUAUCCCCAUAGCAUACAAACCCAUCCAAGAACAUUUCCAGGGGAGGAUCCGAACGAUUGUCCGAGAAACAUUCACAAGGAACAAGCCUUGUAUUUGAAAUGUAUCAACGCUAAACAUCCGGAUCUCUAUGGUCAUUAUCGCGAAGCAAAGUUUACACAAACUAAACAUCAUUGGUGGUGGAAGGCCAACAGGGUCUUCGAUCAAUUAACAAUAACAAAGAAUCACACUGGUAUGGUACUAUUCCUCGAAGAGGAUCAUUACGUAGCCGAGGACUUUCUUCACGUAUUGAGACUCAUGGAACGUACCUGCAAGCACAGCUGCGAACGUUGCAACGUCCUAUCAUUGGGUACAUAUCUCAAGACCUACAACUAUUUCGCUGACUUCAGUCGUAAAUUCCUUGGCGUAAACGGCGCUUUACAAAAGGAACUUCUACGUGGAUUAAAGAAGCACGAGUCACCAGGCCCCCAGUAUGCUCUGAUCAGCAGCAGCAGCAGCAGCAGCAGCAGCAGCAGCAGUAGCAGCAGCAGCAGUAGCAGUAGCAGCAGUAGUAGCAGUAGCAGCAGCAGCAGCAGUAGUAGCAGUAUCAGCAGCAACAGUAACAACGUUGCUGGUGUCAACGUCGUUGGAACCGAAAAUGUUGCUGGAUUAUCGACCUAUCAAAGCUCACAGACGGCACCUUCUUGGGCAUUCCAGCUCCUACCAAGUCUCUACACUCAUUAUCAGAAGGCCGAGGUAAUACCCUGGAUAUCGAGUAAACACAAUAUGGGUAUGGCGUUCAAUCGUAUAACUUGGAACAAACUGAGGAAGUGUGCCGUACAAUUUUGCUCAUACGACGAUUACAAUUGGGAUUGGAGUCUACAGCACAUAGCACAGACAUGUUUGCCGCCUAGCAGAGGAGCCGGUGCAGCACCUCGCAUUGAUUCCGGCCUUAUUACCAUGAUGAUGAGAGCACCAAGAGUAUUUCACAUCGGCGAAUGCGGUGUACACCACAAGAAGAAUAAUUGCGAGUCUACUGCUGUAAUAGCGAAAGUUCAAAAUGUUUUGAGAGCCGCUAGAGACCAUCUCUUCCCGUCGCAAUUGACCUUAACGGUUGCUGGUAUGGCCAAGAAGACUAAAUUGAGAAAAGGUAAUGGCGGAUGGGGAGACGUUAGGGAUCAUCAGCUCUGUUGGAACAUAACGAUGUAUCCGGAUCUUGUUCUGCCUUAAAACAAAAAAGAAAAAGAAAACAAACAAACAAACAAACAAACAAACAAACAAAGAAGAAAAGGAAGAGGAAAGGGAAAGAAAAAAGAAAUUCAUCGAGAGAAGAAAGAUAGAAAAAAAAAAAAAAAGAAAAAAAGAAAAAACGGAAUAUCGCAAAGAGAAUGAAUGUUCACUAUCACAAAAGACAACGUUAAUACUUAAAUGGAACAAGUUUUUAUGCCAUUGUACUUACUUAUUCUUAGCGUUUUCCAAUAUUUUCAUCAACACGAAUAUCGUUUUUCCAUUCCUCCCCCUCCUCCGAAUUGUAAUAAGAUCGAUUGAUUUAACGUGUUGACUCUCUAUCGGUACGAACUCGAUUCGUUCGUUAUCGAGCUUUUAUUAUGUGUCUUUCAAAUCGUGAUCUCUGGAAUGAGAUAUGUCAAUCCGACAUACGUGAUCAGUGUAUAUCUGCAAACGAGAAUAAUUAAUUUAUAUAUAUAUAUAUAUAUAUAUAUAUAUAUAUAUAUUUUGUGCAGAAGAGAACUAAGUAAAUGCUCUCUUUCAUUCGCACAUGGAUAUUACAAGCGCGUGUUUAUUACUCACAUGAGAUUAAUCCUAUUAUGUUUAGAACUUGUUGAGUGUUAAUAAAUCCUUCCUCUAAUUUGAGAUACACCAUGUUGUUGAAUAUAUAUAUAUAUAUAUAUACACACACAUAUAUAUAUAUGUGUGUGUGUGUAUAUAUCACUGUGAGAGAAUUGUGAAUGAAAAAAAAAGGGAGAAAAAAAGAAAAGGAAAAAAGAAAAAUGAGAUAAAAACGCGCAUAAUGGUCCAAAGAUAAACUAACCAUCCACUCGAUUCUUUCCAUUUUUCGUGUUUGUAUUCUUUUUCUUCUUUUCUCUUCUCUUUUAUUUAUUUAUUUAUUUUUUUUUUUUUUUUUUUAUUUUCUUUAUAUCAAUCACGACACACUUGUUAUAAUAGUUAUGUAAAAAAGAAGAAAAAAAAAAAAAUUCAUAGCGGAUUUAUAAAUGAUUAAUCAUUGUUUGACAUUUAUCAACACCAUGUACGUUCCUAUUUUUGAUCGAUUAUACUUUUAAUACGCGUGUGAAAUUUAUAAAGAAAACUUGUGUGUAUAUGUAUUCACGUGAAUAUUAUUUCCCCAGGUACGAAGAAAGUGUAUAUGUAUUUGUAAUAAGUUGUGAUCGUCAUACAACGAGAGAAAAAAGAGAGAAAAAGAUAGAUAGAUAGAGAGAGAGAGAGAGAGAGAGAGAGAGAGAAAGACGUUCGAUUUUUUCCUUUUGGAGUUAAAACACUGGCCGAAGUUUGUUCCGAAAUGCGCACAUCAUACUCUAGUCAUAAGGUUUGGGCAAUAUUUAAUUCAAUUAACGAUUAACGAUAUAAGAUGUUAUUUUUCUUUUUUUUUUUUUUUUUUUUUUUUUUAUCGCUGUUACUUCAUAUACAACAAAAUUAAAUUAAAUUAAAUUAUUUGGAUCAUUAGUUGGAUUAAAUGAUUGAUCAUUAAAGUAUUCGUUAUUGAAUAAAAUCUUGACGUUUCUUUAUAUAUACAUA